ACUUCUCUACAACCUUCUGGUCACCCGGGGUAUGUGUAUCUGUCUGAACACGCCCUAGUUGACAUCCUCUGGGCGAACGAAGAUACCAAGCAGCUACUGGAGCGUAUUCUGCCUCUCGACAAUCCUUCCAAGACUGCAAUGUUUGAAUGUGUACAGGGAACAAAAGGAGUUUUGAUACAGGCUCUCUUUUGUGAGAUUGGAGGUGAUCGCAUGGUUCAUGGAUAUCGAGACAAAGUAUCCCUGCAGUCGCAGGACAAAGAUAUAACUCGGUUCAACCUCAAAGGAACGAUUUCUACUAACGGCCUUGUUUUGAAUCUACUCGCCUAUGACACAACCCAGACGACGAGACAGCGGCAGUCUGAUGUAGAUGAAGAAGACUCCAGCCAAGAACUGGAGCUUUCUCAGGGAUUUCUCAACACGACGUGUUCAAAGGCAGCCGGUGAAGACCUGACAGAUGAAGACUACGCAAACUUAAACUGGAAGAGGAGCUCCAAACUGCUUGAAAACGUUGAGCUCACAUUCAACGAACCAGAGCGAUGCCCAUCCGCAAACACCACAACUAUCGUCAGAUGCGAUCCUGGUAUUGUUAACGCCUUUAGGUUUUCCUCGCUGGACCCUCACAACCCUAACUUGCGACAAACGGUGAAGGUGAGAAGCAGGUUCCUGUACCUUCCCGUCCUCCGCUUCAAUCACCUGUUGAACAAAAGGAAGCAUGAGAGCGCCAUCCCUGUGUUUGAAAGGGAUACGUACAAUGAGUACUUUCAAUGGGUGAACGAGGAGUCCCAGACAGGAUCAAAGAAUUUGGAUGUGCUUCAAGAGUUCUAUGAGUUCCGAUGGCACCUAAAAAAAUGGAACUUACGAGAGGUUCAACGAGCUACGUUCGACUACGCGGUGCAGCGAGUGUUGAAGAUGCUCGGGGAAAAAGGAAUGCUUGUCGUAGGCCUAGGGCCCUUUGAAAGGUCGCACAGAUUUUACACCAGCGCCCGCUGUCCCCGACCCCUCUGCGAUAGCUUUUUAGAGACGGUGUACCCUCGCUCUAAAUGUUGCCGUGCUUGUAAGGUAUCCUUCGACCGUGACGCAAUAGGAGCGGAAAACAUCGCAAGAAUCGGUCUUGCUCAAAUUGAGAGGCAGGAGAGACCUGCAAAGUACAAACUCACGGAAGAUUCCUCUGCGAAGCGCGCUCAAUGCUACACCCUCAAAAAAUUU
Molecule: messenger RNA, 1206 nt
Organism: Lobosporangium transversale
Lineage: Eukaryota; Fungi; Mortierellomycota; Mortierellomycetes; Mortierellales; Mortierellaceae
Exons: 3
Source: RefSeq, a predicted model, not a curated record